AAUUGAUUCAAUUUGUGUUUUAUUAUUUUUGAAUUAUAAAUUAAUUUUUACUUUAUUUUGAAUCUAGUAUUGAUUUGUUCUAAACCAUUUCUCAGUAUUAAAAAUUGAAACAGUAUUUGACACAACCUAUGAAGUCAUUGAAUAAAUAAGUUUUGCAGUAGUUUAGUGCGCAUUAAAAUCUAUAUUAACUAACAAAGGAUAUAUAAAAUGACUACCUCAUCAGAAAAAUUACGAGUUUUAGCAUUACAUGGUUAUUAUCAAUCAAAUACAAUUUUUUCAGGCAAACUAGGAUCUCUUAGGAAAAGUUUUAAGCAAAAGGUUGAUUUUAUUUUUGCUCAAGCACCUCAUGUAGUUCCCCCACAUCAGUUCGAUAAUGAAGAAAAUGAAGUGGAUGGUAGAGGUUGGUGGUUCAAUACUGAGGAUCAUAUCUUCAAAGCAACAGUACCAAGUAAUUUAUCAGUUUGUUUUGAGGAAAGUGUAAAAGUCAUUGAAAAAAUCUUUGAAGAACAAGGACCUUUUGAUGGCAUAUUAGGAUUUUCACAGGGUGCAUCUUUCGUUUCUAUUCUCUGUUCUAUGCAACAGAAAAAAAUUUCUCCAAUAAAAUUUAAUUUCGCUAUUAUGAUAUCAGGAUUCAAGUCUCUAUGUGCACCACAUGCAGUAUUUUAUGACGAACAAAUAAAUCUUCCUUCGCUUCAUGUAUAUGGAGAAUCUGAUAAAAUCAUACCAAUAGAAAUGGCAACAGACUUAGCUAAUUUAUUUAUUAAUAAAAAAGUUGUGAUUCAUGAAGGAGGCCACUUUGUACCAGGAAAGAAACAUAUUUAUAACGAUUUUAUAAAUGAAAUGUAUACAGCAAAAAAUGUUACACUACAAAAUAAAUGAAAGUUAGAUAAAAAAUUA
Messenger RNA from Chelonus insularis, 897 nucleotides. Its product is annotated as esterase OVCA2. NCBI's taxonomy places the organism in Eukaryota, Metazoa, Arthropoda, Insecta, Hymenoptera, Braconidae. The transcript is spliced from 5 exons. Gene Ontology annotation, molecular function: hydrolase activity. The coding region runs from base 208 to 879 and encodes 223 amino acids. Gene Ontology annotation, cellular component: nucleus; cytoplasm. Gene Ontology annotation, biological process: response to retinoic acid. The record is from RefSeq and is a predicted model, not a curated record.